Molecule: messenger RNA, 3831 nt
Organism: Condylura cristata (star-nosed mole)
Lineage: Eukaryota; Metazoa; Chordata; Mammalia; Eulipotyphla; Talpidae
Gene: EHD4
Product: EH-domain containing 4
Exons: 6
Coding region: 110-1735 (541 amino acids)
Biological process (GO): endosomal transport; endocytosis
Cellular component (GO): cytoplasm; plasma membrane
Molecular function (GO): calcium ion binding; GTP binding; protein binding
Source: RefSeq, a predicted model, not a curated record
GGGGCGACUCAGCGCGAGCGAGGGAGGGUCGAACGCUAGUUAGGGUCCGAGCGGCGGGCCGGCUGUGAGAGGGAGGACGCGCGGCGCGGAGCGGCAGAGCGGCGGCAGAAUGUUCAGCUGGAUGGGGCGGCAGGCGGGCGGGCGCGAGCGCUCGGGCGGCGCCGACGCGGUGCAGACGGUGACGGGCGGCCUGCGCUCGCUGUACCUGCGCAAGGUGUUGCCUCUGGAGGAGGCGUACCGCUUCCACGAGUUCCACUCGCCGGCGCUGGAGGACGCCGACUUCGACAACAAGCCCAUGAUCCUGCUGGUGGGCCAGUACAGCACCGGCAAGACCACCUUCAUCAGAUACUUACUGGAGCAAGAUUUCCCAGGCAUGAGGAUUGGUCCAGAGCCCACCACUGAUUCCUUCAUUGCUGUGAUGUAUGGGGAGACGGAGGGCAAUACCCCAGGGAAUGCUUUAGUCGUGGACCCCAAAAAGCCAUUUCGAAAGCUUAGUCGCUUUGGAAAUGCCUUCCUGAAUCGGUUCAUGUGCUCCCAGCUGCCCAACCAGGUCCUGAAGAGUAUCAGCAUCAUCGACAGCCCCGGCAUCCUGUCUGGAGAGAAGCAGCGUAUCAGCCGAGGGUAUGACUUCUGCCAGGUCCUGCAGUGGUUUGCCGAGCGGGUGGACAGGAUCAUCCUGCUCUUCGAUGCCCACAAACUGGACAUCUCCGAUGAGUUCUCAGAGGCCAUCAAGGCCUUCCGGGGCCAGGAUGACAAGAUCCGUGUGGUGCUGAACAAGGCCGACCAGGUGGACACGCAGCAGCUGAUGCGCGUCUACGGGGCCCUCAUGUGGUCCCUGGGCAAGGUCAUCAACACGCCCGAGGUGCUAAGGGUCUACAUUGGCUCCUUCUGGGCGCAGCCGCUGCAGAACACUGACAACCGCCGGCUCUUUGAGGCCGAGGCCCAGGACCUCUUCAGAGACAUCCAGAGCCUGCCCCAGAAGGCAGCUGUGCGCAAACUCAACGACCUCAUCAAGCGAGCAAGACUGGCCAAGGUACAUGCCUACAUCAUCAGCCACCUGAAGAAGGAGAUGCCGAGUAUGUUUGGAAAGGAGAACAAGAAGCGAGAGCUUAUCAGCAGGUUGCCAGAAAUCUACAUUCAGCUGCAGCGAGAAUACCAGAUCUCUGCAGGGGACUUCCCUGAGGUCAAGGCAAUGCAGGAACAGCUUGAGAACUACGACUUCACCAAAUUCCACUCGCUGAAGCCCAAGCUGAUCGAGGCUGUGGACCACAUGCUGACCAGCAAGAUCUCGUCCCUGAUGAACCUCAUCAGCCAGGAGGAGAUUAGCAUGCCCACGCAGCUCGUGCAGGGCGGCGCCUUCGACGGCACCACCGAGGGCCCCUUCAACCAGGGCUACGGAGAGGGCGCCAAGGAGGGCGCCGACGAGGAGGAGUGGGUCGUGGCCAAAGACAAGCCCGUCUACGACGAGCUCUUCUACACCCUGUCUCCCAUCAACGGCAAGAUCUCGGGCGUCAACGCCAAGAAGGAGAUGGUGACCUCCAAGCUGCCCAACAGCGUCCUGGGCAAGAUCUGGAAGCUGGCCGACUGUGACUGCGACGGCAUGCUGGACGAGGAGGAGUUCGCGCUGGCCAAGCACCUCAUCAAGAUCAAGCUCGACGGCUACGAGCUGCCCAACAGCCUGCCCCCCCACCUCGUGCCCCCCUCCCACAGGAAGUCCCUGCCCAAGGCCGACUGAGGGGCAGGCCACGCAGCAGGACGGGCGCUGUGGGUGGCCAUGGGGCCCCGGGCCUGAGGCCGCUCUGCCGCAGACUCCGGAGUGGCCUUGGGCAAUGCACUGCCGCUCUGUGCCACCUGCUCCCCGUCUGCAGACGGGCGGGGGCAGAUGCUGUAUCCUGGGCGAGGUCCUUUCACGGCUAAAUUUCCCUGGGUUUCUAUUAAAGUCUUGGUGGGAGGGCAUGAUAAGGAGAUUGGUGUUGAGAAGGGAAACUGAGCAGGGAGCACUCAGAGCCCUGAUGAGACCGAGACGUGGAGCCCCAGGGAGCAAGAGGACUCCGCUGCGGCAUCUGCGUCCGCUUAGCAUGGUGGACCGGUCUGUACCCCCUGUCUGUCUCUCAGGGCACUGGGAGCGAACCAGGGCGACCCUAUGUGUCUCCUACUCUAUUUGGAGUGGGGACAGACGGAGCAGAGCGGGCCCUGUUCUCUUCCAGCUGCCAAAGAAGAGUGUUGCCCCAGGCGUGGGGGACACAGCGUGCCUGUGUGUCCCCCACCGUGGCGCAGCAGGGCAGGUGCCCAGCCAGCAGAGCGUCUGCCCAGCUCCCACUGACCGGCCCUCUCAGGGCGCCCCCACCCCGGGGGCCUUCCCGGCAAAGUUGUGUUUGGUUAGGGAUUUGGAAUUCACAGCCUUAUCAGCCCCGAACAAGGUUUCUAGUAUUUACUUCACAUCAUGUUAAAAUCUGAAGAUUCGUUUUCUCACUGGUCUGUGUGAUCAUUUGUCACAAAGUCUAUUUAUCAUACCUAAACUACAGUCAGGGAAAGAGGGGGUUUCAGCUCUCUGGUCCUCACAUGCUCCCCAGGCUCCUUCAUCUCCAGCAGGAUUGGGAAUUGACAUGUUUUUACACGGAGCUUUCGGCGUCCAGGCCUGUGGAAAGAGAGGUCCGCUUACUGGCUGUCGGGUAGAAGAGACCAGUGUACUAGCAUAAGACUCUAUUUUUGUAAAAACAGGCAUUUUUGUUCCUUCCAGGGUUUUUUUUUCUGUAGGAUAAAAGCCUUUGUGCAGAAACAGGAUGCAAUCUGCCAUCAAAAGCUUUUCUUUAAAAGGGAGCACGGUUUGUGGGUAAAGAAUCAUCAUGAGGCAAGAUCAAGGUCCCCUCUGUACACUGGCUGCUGAUUUCCCACCCACACCCCGGUAACCCCCUGUGGACCAUGCCCAGAGGCCCGCGACGGGGGCCGUGGCCAGUGCUCACUGCCACCCUCCUGCCGUGCCGGUUUCAGCCUGGGGACUCAGGUGCCUUCUCCACGUUGAUGCAAUAAGGGAUGUUGGGCUUGAUGAAGCCUGCAUGGCGCGGGCCCUGCCGGCGCGAGAAGUAAAUGCAUUCAAAUAGUCCCACCUGAGCCUUAUAAAAUCCACCUUUUUCCCCUGGUCUCACCUGUGAGAUAAGGGUCAGAACUGCAGACUUAAGUAAAACUCUUAUUUUAGAGAAGUAUUUAUCCAAAUGCCAGCCCUCACACUUCCUAGCUUAGACUAACAAAUUUAGUUUUCAGAACAGUAAAUGCAUAAUAUGGGUUUUAACCUUAAUGAGCGCUUUUAAAUGAGUCAGACACCUGGAAGAGGGGUAUUUAUUCUCGGACCGUGACCUGAGCCGGUGGUCCUGUGAAGGCCAGUGCGCCAGUGUCUAAGACAGGACUGAGAGGAGCUUAGAUAUAUAGAUAUAUUUGUCCAAGCUCUAGAGAUGCCAGGUCUUGCUGAUCUGCCUUUCAGACCUUUUAACUCUUGCUUUUUAACUCUGCUCAAUUGUCAUAUAUAAAGAUAAAUUUAUGCAAAUAUGUGUUACCUAAGUACGGAUUUUUCACCCUUGUCGGUGUGAAUACAUGCAGAGACAGCCUGCUUCUACCUGCAUGAGAACAGAGGACCCCUCUCCUAGAGGGGCAGCUUACUGGGGCUUCCGGUUCUCCAUGGAAACCUCACAGCACUGUGCCCUCAGGGAACAUCUGGCCGCUGGAUCCUUUCCGUGCUGGGACCUGGUGGCAUUGUUUAAAAGAUAUCUCAAGUCUAGUUUUCAUGAUAUCUUCUCUUAAGCUCAUGAAGUCAUUCAUCAUAAAAAGCUGGUUGAA